Messenger RNA from Phyllotreta striolata, 1437 nucleotides. NCBI's taxonomy places the organism in Eukaryota, Metazoa, Arthropoda, Insecta, Coleoptera, Chrysomelidae. The record is from the annotation of a GenBank genome assembly.
AAAAGAAGAAAUUUGACAUUGACAAGAGACGUAUCAUGAGCUUUUUUUCUCGUGUUUCCUUUGAUUUUCCGUUGGCUAGGUUAUGUUAUGAAGUUUGACUUGAUUAAGAUCAAAUAAAAAGUCAAGAACAGACGGAAGUGAGAAAAACCAUUAUUAAAUUUACCUGGAGUUAUUUCAUAAGCGUAUUAAGAUGACUUUGAGCAAGACUAAAAGGCUUUUGCUGGGACUGACCGCCGUUUCUGGCGUUGCCACGAUUUAUUACGAGAAUAAUGUUAACAGGGCUCAGAAUUCCUGGACCACCAAUUACACACCUUCUACGUUUGCAAAAUGGGAUGAUAAUUGGGAUCAUCGAUCGCCGAAAUUUCUCCAAAACACCAAAGGAGGAAAACUCUCAGAAUCAGAUGAGAAUAAAUUAAACGAACAAAAGGAAAAGAAGCCAAGGGCGUUCAGGCACAUCAUUUUAAUCAGACAUGGGCAGUACAAUUUAAGUGGCGGCUGCGACAGUGAAAGAAUCCUCACUAAAUUAGGUCGAUUGCAAGCCGAAUGCACUGGAAAGAGAUUGAAAGAACUGAAUUUACCUUACACAGAGAUUAUAAAGUCUACCAUGAUCAGGGCCCAGGAAACUGGAAAUAUCAUAUCAGAUUUUUUACCAAAGCUCCCAAUAGAAAACUGCGAUCUUUUAAGAGAAGGAGCGCCAGUACCCCCCGAGCCCCCGAUAGGCAGUUGGAAACCUGAAAAUUAUAAGUUUUACCAAGACGGCUCUCGAAUCGAAGCGGCUUUCAGAAAGUAUUUCCACAGGGCUGAUCCCGAUCAAGAAAAGGAUUCCUACACCAUAUUGGUGUGCCACGCCAAUGUUAUAAGAUAUUUUGUUUGCAGGGCUCUACAGUUCCCGGCUGAAGCCUGGCUCAGGCUGUCUUUGAAUCACGCCAGUAUAACUUGGGUCAGUAUAACGCCCAGCGGCAGAUGCAUUCUGAGAGUGUUGGGUGAUACGGGACACAUGCCUCCCUCUUACAUCACCAGCUCCUGAUUCUACCACAAACAAGUGGCCCAAGAAAUUAAUAUCUAUUAAUGCGCAUUUUCCUUUAUUGGAUGUGGACAUGUUUGUAAAUUUUGCACUCGACAGGGAUUAGAUUUUCUGUCCAAGAUAGCAAGGCCUAAAGUAUAAAUAACUCAUCGAGUAUACAUAUAUGUAAUGUAAAAUCAACAAAUUCUAACACUAAAUUUGAAAAAACGCAUUGCUAGAUCAUUAUGCACUGGAGAUCGAAUUUACAAACAUUUCAUCUGUAAUAUUGUAUUAAUUACUGCUGUAAAUACGAGUAUUACCUACAUGUAUAUAUUUUUUAUUAAUUUAGUAGAGGAUAAUCAAGAAUAAGUUUAUUAAAAAUACCUUACAUUUUAUUAUUUAGCAGUCCUUUAAUCAUAAAGAAAAAUGUAGAA